Molecule: messenger RNA, 297 nt
Organism: Erinaceus europaeus (western European hedgehog)
Lineage: Eukaryota; Metazoa; Chordata; Mammalia; Eulipotyphla; Erinaceidae
Product: large ribosomal subunit protein eL37-like
Exons: 1
Coding region: 4-297 (97 amino acids)
Biological process (GO): translation
Cellular component (GO): ribosome; cytosolic large ribosomal subunit
Molecular function (GO): RNA binding; structural constituent of ribosome
Source: RefSeq, a predicted model, not a curated record
AAGAUGACGAAGGGGACAUCGUCGUUCCGGAAGCGGCACAACAAGAUGCACACGCUGUGCCAGCGCUGUAGCUCCAAGGCCUACCGCCUGCAGAAGUCCACCUGUGGCAAGAGCGGCUACCCUGCCAAGCACAAGCAUAGGUAUGACUGGAGUAUCAAGGCUAAGAGACAGAAUACCACCAGGACCAGUCAGAUGAGGCAUCUGAAGACUGUAUGCCGCAGAUUGAGGCAUGGAUUCUGUGAAGGAAUGAUACCCAGAUCCAAGAGGGCAGCAGCUGCAACGUCCAGUUCAUCUUGA